This is a messenger RNA of Phyllostomus hastatus (greater spear-nosed bat), 1335 nucleotides long. It is a transcript of the gene GALNTL5, whose product is annotated as polypeptide N-acetylgalactosaminyltransferase like 5. Gene Ontology annotation, biological process: spermatid development. Lineage: Eukaryota; Metazoa; Chordata; Mammalia; Chiroptera; Phyllostomidae. Gene Ontology annotation, cellular component: Golgi apparatus. The record is from RefSeq and is a predicted model, not a curated record. The coding region runs from base 1 to 1335 and encodes 444 amino acids. The transcript has 8 exons.
AUGAGAAAUGUCAUAGUUCAGUUUUUGCUCUGUGGGUCCCUGACAUUUGGGAUAUGGACACUGCUGCUCUGUGUGUAUUUCUACCACGACCACGUGGGCGGCGGGCAGGCGGAAAGCCAGGAGCUGGCAUCGAUUUGGUCCCUUGAGAAAAAAUUGCAGCCACCAAUUACCCACGGCCCAGGACACCCCGUGCAAGCGGAAAGACCUAAUGAGGAUGAAACUAAAGAACGGAGGCCCUUUUUAAACUCAAGUAAGGAUGUUCAGUUUAUGGACCCAGAACUUCUUCAAGGCUUUACAAAGUAUGGAUUUAAUACCAUAAUCAGUGAAAGCUUGGGCAGAGUGAGACCUCUGCCAGAUACCAGGAAUGAAAUGUGCCAUCAAAAACAUUACCCAGCCCAGCUACCCACCGCCAGCGUCGUCAUUUGCUUCCACAAUGAAGAAUUUAAUGCCUUGUUUCGGACAGUCACCAGCGUCGUGCAUUUCACCCCGCACCAGCUCCUUGAAGAGAUUAUUCUGGUGGAUGACAUGAGCAAAUUCGACGAUUUGAAAGAAAAGCUGGACUACCACCUGGAGAAGUUUCGGGGGAAGGUCAAACUCGUGAGAACCGAGAGGCGAGAGGGGCUGAUCCGCGCAAGGAUGGCGGGAGCGGCCCGGGCCUCAGGAGACGUGCUGGUGUUCCUGGACAGCCACUGCGAGGUGAACAGGAUGUGGCUGCAGCCCCUGCUGGCCGCCGUGGCCCAGCACCGCAGGACGGUGGUGUGUCCUGUCAUAGACGUCAUCGACCCCAUGACCUUGGAAUACCAGCCCUCCCCCGUCGUGAGAGGAGCUUUCGACUGGCACCUGCGGUUUAAAUGGGAUAACGUUCUCUCUUAUGAGACGGAGGGACCCGAGGGGCCCAUCAGACCCGUCCGGUCCCCUGCAAUGGCUGGAGGGAUUUUCGCUAUAAAUCGGCACUAUUUUAACGAGAUUGGACAGUACGACAAGGACAUGGACCUCUGGGGCGGAGAAAAUUUGGAACUUUCACUAAGGAUCUGGAUGUGCGGGGGCCAGCUCUUCGUGCUGCCCUGCUCACGAGUGGGCCACAUCGUCAAGCACAAUACCGAGAACCUCACCGAGGUUUCCCGAGCCCUGACGCGGAACAACCUCAGGCUGGUGCACGUCUGGCUGGACGAGUACAAGGAGCAGUAUCUUUUAAAAAGGCCUGGUCUGAAAUCCGUUCCCUAUGGAAACAUCAGCGAGCGUGUGGCAUUAAGGAAACGAUUGGGUUGCAAGUCAUUUCAGUGGUAUUUGGACACCGUCUUCCCAGAGCUGGAGGCAUCUAAGGGCAACCGAUGA